UAUGUAUUUUACAGAGCUUUUUGCUUCAUUUUACGACUGCUUGAUUGAUGCCGAUCGAGAAAAGUAUAACGACGUUAUAGUUUCAGCAAGGUGGACAGACACUUUCAAGCAGAGGAUCGAUUUGUUGUGUAAAAAAGAAGGAAAAAAUUUCCUAUUAACACCGACACUUUAUGUUCAUUCGUUUAAAUGCCUUCUAGAUCACUCGUCAAUAUCAUUGUUGGUAUCUGAUUUUGAGACUAUAAUUAACGAAUUUUAUAUUUCUACUAAAAUAACUACCGAGUUUUAUGCAAGAAGUGAAACUUUUUUUGAAACUCAAUGGCCAAUCAUCGCUGAAAAAUUUAUGGCAAUUGUGAAAGUUGCCUCUGGCCAAAACAUAAAAAAUUUCAAGAAAAAGCACCAACCUUUAAUAGAUGCAGGUAAACAUGACAAUCUAUUGGCUCUUUUCGCUUUGCCAUGGUACUUGAACAACACUCACGAAGGGAUCACUAGAAAGCAAGCUGCAGAUGCUUUUUUUCUACAUCUUAAGGAUGAUUCAAAUUUAGCUGUAGAUAGGGAGAAUCACGAAAAAACUCUAGAAAAACUUUCUAUUAGGAUACCUUUGUAUGUAAUUUUAUGUGGAACGAUUGAAUCAAUUUCAAAAUCUUAUCUUGUAUUUAAUGGAACUAUUAUAAGUUAUUCUAAUCCGUUCAAAGCUAUUUUAACUUGCAUUAAGUGUCAAGCAGCUCUGCGUUCAUGGCCCAUUGCCUGUGAGCCAAUUCAUGCUUUUUUUCAAUUUAUUAUCUAUAAGAUACCGAUGAAUAAGAGCUUAUUUUUUGUCUAUAAGACUCAUGCUGUGACAAAAAACUUAAUUGAAAAAUUGCAAAUAAAUAAGAAAUAAGGUUUUUUUUCAAAUGUUAA
Messenger RNA from Trichogramma pretiosum, 897 nucleotides. RefSeq lists its product as uncharacterized. Bases 2 to 877 code for a protein of 291 amino acids. NCBI's taxonomy places the organism in Eukaryota, Metazoa, Arthropoda, Insecta, Hymenoptera, Trichogrammatidae. The record is from RefSeq and is a predicted model, not a curated record. The transcript has 4 exons.